Molecule: messenger RNA, 5865 nt
Organism: Suncus etruscus (white-toothed pygmy shrew)
Lineage: Eukaryota; Metazoa; Chordata; Mammalia; Eulipotyphla; Soricidae
Gene: SCN10A
Product: sodium voltage-gated channel alpha subunit 10
Exons: 27
Coding region: 1-5865 (1954 amino acids)
Biological process (GO): membrane depolarization during action potential; sodium ion transmembrane transport; regulation of heart rate
Cellular component (GO): plasma membrane; voltage-gated sodium channel complex; axon
Molecular function (GO): voltage-gated sodium channel activity involved in cardiac muscle cell action potential
Source: RefSeq, a predicted model, not a curated record
AUGGAAUUGCCCUUUGGAUCCCUGGAAACUACCAACUUCCGCCGACUCACCCCAGAGUCCCUGGUGGAGAUUGAGAAGCAAAUUGCUGCCAAGAAGGCUGCAAAGAAAGUCAAAAAGAAGUGCAAGGAGCAAGUGAAUGAAAAAGAGAAGCCUCGGCCUCAGCUGGACUUGAAAGCCUGCAACCAACUGCCCAAGUUUUAUGGGGAGCUCCCAGCUGAGCUGGUUGGUGAGCCCUUGGAGGAUCUAGACCCCUUUUACAGCACAUGCAGGACAUUCAUGGUGCUGAACAAAGGGAGGACCAUUUCACGGUUUAGCGCUACUCGGGCCCUGUGGUUACUCAGUCCUUUCAACCUGAUCAGAAGAACGGCCAUAAAAGUUUCUGUUCACUCAUAUCCUUUGUGGUUCAGUAUGUUUAUCACUCUCACUAUUUUGGCUAAUUGUGUAUUCAUGGCCCGAACUGAUCUUCCAGAGAAAAUUGAGUAUGUCUUCACUGGCAUUUAUACCUUUGAAGCUUUGAUAAAAAUACUGGCAAGAGGGUUUUGUCUAAAUGAGUUCACUUACCUGCGAGAUCCUUGGAACUGGCUGGAUUUCAGCGUCAUUACACUGGCAUACCUUGGUGAAGCAAUAGAUCUUCGUGGGAUGUCGGGCCUGAGGACCUUCAGAGUUCUUAGAGCUUUAAAGACAGUGUCUGUGAUACCAGGGCUGAAAGUCAUUGUGGGAGCCCUCAUUCACUCAGUGAGGAAACUGGCUGAUGUGACAAUCCUCACCGUCUUCUGCCUCAGUGUAUUUGCCCUGGUGGGCCUACAGCUCUUCAAGGGCAACCUCAAGAACAACUGUCUCAAGAAUUGUACAACCAAUGACUCCUAUGAAAUACACGCUUGGAAUGACUGCCAUCAGGGAAAAGAUUACUAUUACAUAAAGAAUGGCACCAGUGAUCCCUUACUUUGUGGCAAUGGAUCUGAUGCAGGUCAAUGCCCUCCUGGCUACCUGUGCCUUAAAACUUCUAGCAACCCAGAUUAUAACUAUACCAGCUUUGAUUCCUUCUCUUGGGCCUUCCUCUCACUCUUUCGCCUCAUGACACAGGAUUCCUGGGAACGCCUUUACCAACAGACCCUGAGGGCAUCUGGGAAAAUCUAUAUGAUCUUUUUUGUGAUUGUUAUCUUCCUGGGAUCUUUCUACCUGGUCAAUUUGAUCUUGGCUGUGGUUACCAUGGCUUAUGAGGAACAGAACCAGGCAACUAUAGAUGAAAUUGAAGCAAAGGAGAAAAAGUUCCAGGAGGCCCUUGAACUACUCCGAAAGGAGCAGGAGGUGCUGGAAGCACUAGGAGUGGACACAAGCUCUCUCCACUCCUACAGUGGGUCUCCUCCAGCUUUCAAAACUUCCAGUGGGCGGAUGCACAGAAUGAAGUCAAAGAUGUCAGAGGGCUCCACAGAGGACAACAAAUCUCCUCAAUCUGAGCCCUACAACCAGCACCAGAAGUCUUUUCUAGGCCUCACCUCUGGGAGACGCCGAGCUAGUCAUGGCAGUGUGUUCCAUUUCCGGGUCCCUGGACGAGAUGUCUCAUUUCCUGAUGGGACCACAGAUGAAGGAGUCCUGUCAGGAGAUCAAGAAAGUAAUCGGGGAUCCCUACUGCUGGGUGGAAGUGUCAGUCAACAAGGUCCUCUCCCUAGGAGCCCACUGCCUGAAGCCCCCAACCGUGGGUCUGGACUUGGAGAAGAUGGACAAACCACACUGCUAGCCAGUGAGACUGUAGCACCAGCCAGUGGCACCAUUGAUAUCUCAGCCACAGAUGCUGGACAGAAGACCUUCCUGUCUGCAGAAUACUUAAAUGAGCCUUUCCGUGUGAAAAGAGCCAUGAGCGUGGUCAGCAUCAUGACCUCCGUCCUUGAGGAAUUUGAGGAGUCUGAACGGAGAUGCCCGCCUUGCUUCACCAACUUGGCUCAGAAGUAUCUCAUCUGGGAGUGCAGCCCCAUGUGGCUCAAGUUCAAGAAGAUUCUCUUUGAGAUCGUGACGGACCCUUUUACAGAACUCACCAUCACCUUUUGCAUCGUGGUGAACACAGUCUUCAUGGCCAUGGAGCACCAUGGCAUGAGCAGAGCCUUUGAUACCAUGCUCCAAAUAGGCAACUAUGUCUUCACUGGGUUUUUCACUGCUGAAAUGUUCCUCAAAAUCAUCGCCUUUGACCCCUACUACUACUUCCAGAAGAAGUGGAACAUCUUUGACUGCAUCAUCGUCACCAUCAGCCUGAUGGAACUAGGCAUGUCCAAGAAAGGGAGCCUGUCUGUGCUGCGGACCUUCCGCCUGCUACGUGUCUUCAAGUUGGCCAAGUCCUGGCCCACCCUAAACACGCUCAUCAAGAUCAUUGGAAAUUCUGUGGGGGCACUAGGGAACCUCACCUUAAUCCUGGCCAUCAUCGUCUUUAUCUUUGCUCUGGUUGGCAAGCAGUUGCUUGGGGAAAAUUACAAGGAAAAGAGGACGGAGAUUGCAGCUAACAACGAACCUUGGCCCCGCUGGCACAUGUACGAUUUCUUCCACUCCUUCCUCAUUGUCUUCCGGAUCCUCUGUGGAGAGUGGAUUGAGAACAUGUGGUUGUGCAUGGAAGUGGGCCAACAGUCUAUCUGCCUGGUCCUUUUCCUGAUGGUGAUGGUGUUAGGGAACCUGGUGGUACUCAACUUGUUUAUAGCCCUACUGCUGAAUUCUUUUAGUGCCGAUAACCUCACAGCCCCAGAGGAGGAUGGCGAAGUGAACAAUCUCCAGGUAGCCCUGGCCCGGAUCCAGACAUUUGGUGGCCGGAUCAGAAAGGCCUUUCACAGCUUUUUCAGCAGGCCCUGCCUGCUCCCCAAGCCCAAGACAGAGCCCCACGAUCUGGUGGUAAAGCUUCCCCUCUCCAACUCUAAAGUGGAGAAUCAUAUCAUGCCCGAGGUUCUCAAGGACCCCCAGGAUGAACUCACCGACUUCAUCACCAAUGCAAAUGUGUGGGUCUCUGUGCCCAUUGCAGAGGCCGAGUCUGACCUCGAAGACCUGGAAGAAGAUGCUGAGGAUGCUCAGAGUUCCACGCAGGAAGCGAUUUCCUCAAUGCAGCAGGAAGCCUUGCAACAAGCCAAGAAAAGUGAGCGCCCUGUGAUACCCAGAAGCCCAGAUUCCAAAACAUCCUCUGAAGAUCUGGCCUUGUACGUGGAUGAGAAAUGGAAGAACAAGCCCACUGAGGCUCCUGUCGAGGGGAUGGACGACACCAGCUCCUCAGAGGGCAGCACAGUGGACUGUCCAGACCCAGAGGAGAUCCUGAAGAAGAUUCCGGAGCUAGCCGAGGACCUCGAGGAGCCAGAUGACUGCUUCACAGAAGGCUGUGUCCGGCAUUGCCCCUGGUGCCAAGUUGACACCACCAAGUCCCCAUGGGUCACAGGUUGGCAGGUGCGCAAGAUCUGCUACCGUAUCGUGGAGCACAGCUGGUUUGAGAGCUUCAUCAUCUUCAUGAUCCUGCUCAGUAGUGGCGCAUUGGCCUUUGAAGACUAUUACCUUGACCAGAAGCCUACUGUGAAGGCCUUACUGGAGUACACUGACCGGGUGUUCACAUUCGUCUUUGUGUUUGAGAUGCUGCUCAAAUGGGUGGCCUAUGGCUUCAAGAAGUAUUUUACCAAUGCCUGGUGCUGGCUGGACUUCCUCAUAGUGAAUAUUUCACUGACCAGCCUGGUAGCAAAGAUUCUGCAGUAUUCUGACAUGGCACCCAUUAAAGCCCUGCGGACCCUACGCGCCCUGAGGCCCCUGCGCGCACUGUCCCGAUUUGAAGGCAUGAGGGUGGUUGUGGAUGCCCUGGUGGGUGCCAUCCCAUCCAUUAUGAACGUCCUUCUUGUCUGCCUCAUCUUCUGGCUCAUCUUCAGUAUCAUGGGCGUGAACCUCUUCGCGGGCAAGUUUUGGAAAUGCAUUGAUACUAGUGAUCCGCUUAUUUUUAUGUCUUUUAAUAAUGUGACGAACAAGACUGAGUGUGAAAAUAAAAACGAAACCGGCCAGUUGUUCUGGGUUAAUGUGAAGGUCAAUUUUGAUAAUGUUGCUAUGGGUUACCUCGCACUUCUGCAGGUGGCGACCUUUAAAGGCUGGAUGGAAAUCAUGUAUGCAGCUGUCGAUUCCCCAACAGAGGUGGACCUGCAGCCCAAGUGGGAAAACAGCUUGUACAUGUACCUGUAUUUUGUCAUCUUUAUUAUUUUUGGUGGCUUCUUCACGCUCAAUCUCUUCGUUGGAGUCAUCAUUGACAACUUCAAUCAGCAGAAAAAAAAGCUAGGGGGACAGGACAUCUUCAUGACAGAGGAACAGAAGAAGUACUACAAUGCCAUGAAAAAGCUCGGGUCCAAGAAGCCCCAGAAGCCCAUCCCACGGCCCCUGAACAAGUACCAAGGCUUUGUCUUUGACAUCGUGACCAAACAAACUUUUGACAUCAUCAUCAUGGUUCUCAUCUGCCUCAAUAUGAUCACCAUGAUGGUGGAGACUGAUGAUCAGAGUGAAGAAAAGACGAAAGUCCUUAACAAAAUCAACCAAUUCUUUGUGGCCGUGUUCACAGGGGAGUGUGUCAUGAAGAUGUUCGCUUUGAGACAGUAUUACUUCACCAACGGCUGGAAUGUGUUUGACUUCAUUGUUGUGAUCCUGUCUAUUGGGAGCCUGGUGUUUUCUGCGAUUCUUAAGUCACUUGAAAAUUACUUCUCCCCCACCCUCUUCCGCGUCAUCCGCCUGGCCCGCAUCGGCCGCAUCCUCAGGUUGAUUCGAGCAGCCAAGGGCAUCCGCACCCUGCUCUUCGCCCUCAUGAUGUCCCUACCCGCCCUCUUCAACAUCGGGCUGCUGCUCUUCCUCGUCAUGUUCAUCUACUCCAUCUUCGGCAUGGCCAGCUUUCCUAAUGUCAAGUAUGAGAGCGGCAUCGAUGACAUGUUCAACUUCAAGACCUUCCCCAACAGCAUGCUCUGCCUCUUCCAGAUCACAACAUCAGCGGGCUGGGAUGGCCUCCUAAGCCCCAUUCUUAACACAGGCCCCCCCUACUGUGACCCCAAUCUGAAUAUCUCCAAUAGCUCUUCAGGGAACUGUGGCAGUCCGGCUGUAGGCAUCAUCUUCUUCACCACCUACAUCAUCAUCUCCUUUCUUAUUGUGGUCAACAUGUACAUCGCAGUGAUUCUGGAGAACUUCAAUGUAGCUACGGAGGAGAGCACGGAGCCUUUAAGUGAGGAUGACUUUGACAUGUUCUAUGAGACCUGGGAGAAGUUCGACCCAGAGGCUACGCAGUUUAUCUCUUUUUCAGCCCUCUCAGACUUUGCAAACACCCUCUCAGGGCCACUGCAAAUCCCAAAGCCCAAUAAGAAUAUACUAAUCCAGAUGGACCUCCCCUUGGUCCCCGGAGAUAAAAUCCAUUGUUUGGACAUCCUUUUUGCCUUCACCAAGAAUGUUCUGGGGGAAUCUGGAGAGUUGGAUUCCCUGAAGGCAAAUAUGGAAGAGAAGUUUAUGGCGACUAAUCUUUCCAAAGCAUCCUAUGAACCAAUAGCGACCACCCUCCGAUGGAAGCAAGAAGAUAUUUCGGCCACUGUCAUUCAAAAGGCCUAUCGGAGCUAUGUUCUACACCACUCCAGAACACUCUCCAAUGCCCAGAGGGUACCCAGGGCUGAAGAGGAGAUUGGGUCACUCCCAAAUGAAGACUUUCAGGGCACAUACGUGGCAAAUGAACAUUGUGUGCUCCCAGACAAAUCUGUGACUUCCUCUGCCACAUCUUUCCCACCAUCCUAUGACAGUGUCACUAGAGGCCUUAGUGACCAAAUCAAUAUGAGCACAUCCAGCUCAGUACAAAAUGAAGAUGAAGCUUCCAGUAAGACAGCAAUUGCCCCUGGGCCCUAG